AUGGUGAAACGAAAAGAUCCUCCAGGAGGAGGCAAAGACAGCCACGGACGCCAACCAAACAACACGCGCAACACCAAGCGCGCCAAAGUUCAAGCUGCCCGCACCAUUCGCACACAGCCCUCCGAUGCUGCGCUCGAAGAUGGCAAGCUCGAUUUGAACAGAUUCCUCAAUGCCCGCGAAUUCGAAAUCAAAUCCCUCGAAAGAAGCAUGAACAAAUGCAAGGCCGUCAAUGCCACCCGCGUUUUCCAGAUGGUGCCCCGCGCGAUGCGCCGGAGGACAGCAAGCCAUAAUGUUAAGAGAGUGCCAAAGAGACUGCGUGCGCAAGCGAGAAAGGAAAUGCUGGAAGACAAUACGCCGACGGUCGAGUCGAGGAAACGCAAGCCCCGCACAACCCGCGCCCGAAUACGCGCCGAGACGAUGAGGAAGCUACGAUAUUUGGCCGAGAAGAAAAGGAAGAGGAAGGCUAAGAAGGCCGGUGAUGGGGCGGUGGAGGAGGUGCAAAGGAGAGGAUCAGCUGUGGUAAUGACGAGACCUCCACGGCCAAAAAUACGACGGAACAUGCUAAACGAGCCACCGAAAGCCGACUCGAAAUACAGAAAACGCCAGAUUAACAAGACCUGGCUACCAACCCAUUUAUGGCAUGCGAAACGGGCCACGAUGACGAGGCCAAGCAGCCCCUUGUGGAGAUUUGCCAUUCCACUCACAUCGACGGCGAAGUGCUACCGACCAACACAUCGUGCUUCCGGGCAAAAGGGGGUGGUUGCGUGGGAUACCAGUUACAUGAGCACGAUAGGGGUUUAUGGAACGGCUGACUGUCUCGAGCGGGCGUUAAGGUAUCUGGGGUUGGUACAAGAGGGUCUUUGGAAUACGAGAGGCAAGAAAUGGAGGGCCGGUGUUCGGAAAUGGACAGGUACCGUCAGCAGGCAACAGAAGGGUUCGAGACGGGAUAUUGGUCCCGCGACGAUAGUCUGGAACCCACAACCGCCUGCGACAACUUCGGACGAGAUGGAGACGUCUGAGAAGCCCAAGAAGCCCCGGAGACAGAUUCUUAUUCGCACUCAUCCAUCUUGUUUCCUCGAAUUAUUUGAGGAGUUACUCAAGGUUGCAAAGGGCCAGAAGCCUCAACUUCACGUGGAGGACCUACGGUUCGAAGUCGGCAGCAUUGAGCUAGUUGGGCCGGCCUCUACGGAAACAUUGUUGGGAAUUCUUGAACCCUUUCACGAAUCACCAGAAGCGGCCGAACGCCAUGCUAAUGUCUUCCGGUCCCUCGCUGGAGUAGCAAAUCCGGCAUCUCUGCCCAAGGACGCAAUUCUUGCCUUUUCGGCCAGGGACCCACGUUUGUCUUAUCCCCCAAAGCGAGUCGAGAUUCCCAGCGGAGGCGAACAGACAAUCCUCAAGACACUCACAGAUUGGCCAGUCGAGGAAAACCUCAAGCCAUACGACAUAUUCGACCGAGAGAGCCGCUAUCAAGCUUCGAGAAUGCCAUCACAAAAGUCACUCAACCGCCGAAAAGGCGCGAAUGCUCCAGGAGAGCCUAUCAAGGUCACCGCAGCAGACCCCCCCAUUCCAGUCAUGUUGCUCGCCUCAAGACCUGGCACAGACGGUCAGGCCCAGGGUACGUGGACAUUACUCGCUCCGUGGAAAUGCAUCCAGCACAUUUGGUACUGCUUGAUGCAGUACCCUGUCAGCACAGGCGGGAACCCUCGGCUGGGAGGGCUUGAAGAGCAGAGACAAAUCGCUUUUGAGCACGGGACUCCAUGGUUCCCGGGGGAUUUCCCGGCAACGACUGCCGGCAUGAACUGGGAGCUGGAGGAGAGGGCCAAGAGGAGGGGGGAUUGGGAUCGACGACCAAAGAGCAAGAGAUUGGAAUGGAAGUCGCUCGAUCUCGGGGCGGGGAGAAAAGGCGAGAUCGGAGAUGGGUUGGCGUGUGAUUUUGAGUACCUGUUUGGGGUGUCAGCCCGAACCCGAACCCAGGGGAAACCUGACGCAGUGUCGAUCCCGGAUGCCGCCGCGGAAGCGAUGGUGGUUGAUCUACCUGCCGAGCAGCCGCAAUCUCCAGUCGGUAUGACGAUCAGGCAGGUGACGAAGACGGAGUUUAGCGCAUUGAUGAAAUCGGGAAGCGGGGAAGGGGUGGUGCCGGAGGGAGGGAUUGUUGCUGUUGGGUUGGAGUUUGUGACGAGGGGGGUUGCGAAGCCUUGUGCGAGGAUUUAUCGGCUGCCGAGGAAGGGGGGAAAGGUUGGAGGUGCGGUUGGCGUUCCGUCCACGCAGGCGGAGGUGCCUGCUACGCCUGAGGCGAGGACGAGGGACGGGUUGCCGGUUGACUUGAGCGAGCAAUGGCUUUCCAAGGUACCGAAUGGGGACAAGAAAAAGGGAGCUGCUGUUCCAAGGAUGCCGGUUGGGGUGGAUAUGGAGACCAGGAAGAAGAUUUUGGCCGGGUCACUUUUGGCUGUGGAGGUUCCCUAUCCCAAGCCCGCCGCGGGUAAUCAGACGGAUUUUGGGGGUCACCCGCUUUGUCCUGGGGAGGAGGACUUGAUUGGGUUUGUGACUACGGGCGCGUUCAGCCUCAGCGAGGGAAGGGGGACGGCGAUUGGGUCGAUUUCGGCGAGGAGGGCGCUCGAGACGUUGAGGGAGACGGGGCCCCGGGAGGGGAAGUUUUGUGUGGUUAGGAACGCGGGUGAGAGUAUAGGUUGGUUGGCGAGGUGGGAGGUUGUUUGA
Messenger RNA from Podospora pseudocomata, 2715 nucleotides. RefSeq names its product Ribonucleases P/MRP protein subunit pop1 (gene POP1). Lineage: Eukaryota; Fungi; Ascomycota; Sordariomycetes; Sordariales; Podosporaceae. The transcript has a single exon. The coding region runs from base 1 to 2715 and encodes 904 amino acids. Gene Ontology annotation, cellular component: ribonuclease MRP complex; nucleolar ribonuclease P complex. The record is from RefSeq and is a predicted model, not a curated record. Gene Ontology annotation, biological process: tRNA 5'-leader removal.